Molecule: messenger RNA, 891 nt
Organism: Suillus discolor
Lineage: Eukaryota; Fungi; Basidiomycota; Agaricomycetes; Boletales; Suillaceae
Exons: 7
Coding region: 1-891 (296 amino acids)
Source: RefSeq, a predicted model, not a curated record
AUGGACCAAGAGCUCUUGAAGCAAAGAAAAGAGGCCAAUGCCAAAGCACCAAUGAAGCUCCGAAAGAAAUGGACAGUUGAAGAGCAGCGGAAGGCUGACAUUCUUCAGCAAAUACAUGAAGAAAUUGAGGAGGAGACUGGGCAGAAAGGCUGCCUGGGCAGACAGAAGUCCUCAGGAGGGCUGGAUCACAAUGAGUUGGAGGAAGCCCAGGCGAAGGCCGACGAGUGGACAAAUCAAGCACCUGACCCUGUAGUCCAGGCCAAGAUGGCUAAGAAGAAGGGCGAAAAAAUGAUCAAGCACUUCGCCAAAGAGAUAUUUACUCAGGCCAGUAUGAGACUCUUUGUAUUAGCAUCCUGGAAAGAUGAGAAGGGCGCCCUGCUUACAUCUGGGCAAGUUGAUAUGGUCGGUCAGUUCAACUUCAAUGAACACCCCAGGAGAGGAUCCAGCUUCAUGAAAUGCAAGGACUGGCAGGUCAUCUUACUGGCAUGGGAAGAUUUCAUCGGUGAUGAAUUCAGAAUAUGCUGCGGAAAACGGAAGGUCCCAGUGCCAUGGAGUGACAUAAUGAAGGGGCAGUCUCAAUUCAUCUCCAGCACAUACCUGCCAGAUGAUAUCAAGAUCACAGACCCAUCCAAAAUGCAACGGGAUGAAGCCAAUGCCUUGUUGGAAUCGUGGAUUGACGACAAGGGCAAGAUGCAUUCUCCCGCCAACUACAAAGUCAUCGGCACUGCUGCACUAUCAUCGGCCGGACUUCCAAAAAGGCCGACGAGGUUCAUCAAACAAGCUCAUGUUAGUUCUGCUGAUGAAGAAUCUAACAACACCGAUGCAUAUGUGUCUCUGCCAAAAGUAAGGAAAGAUGCCCCUGACUGUGUGGGGAAAUGUCGUCCAUCAUGA